UGUGUGGCGAAAGGUCGAGUAAAGUUAUCACGAAUAUAUACCUCUCUCUCUCUCUCUCUCAUCCAUGCACAUCAUUUAGUCUAUAGUGAUUCAAGUAAGUGUUAUGAUCAGCAAAUACGUUUUAAAGACCAGACAAGCAAUAAUGUCGAUGGGAAAGAUGAAGAGAAAAAUAAUAUCAUCUCCUUUAAGCCCAAAACCUGUUGGACCUUAUAAUCAAGCAAUACUUGUGGAUCGCACUGUGUAUUUGUCUGGUGUUCUUGGGAUUGAUGUUAAAACAGGAAAACUUGUCGAAGGAGGCGCUGUUCCAGAAGCUCAACAGGUUCUUAAAAAUAUGGGGCAUAUUUUAAAAGAGGCUGGAUCCGAUUAUAACAAAGUCAUUAAGACAACAAUUUUAUUGCAAAAUAUCAAUGACUUUGCUGGUAUAAACGAAGUCUACAAAGAAUAUUUUAAGGAGAACUACCCGGCUCGAUCGACGUAUCAAGUGGGAAAACUUCCAAUGGGAGCACAGGUUGAAAUUGAAGCCAUUGCAAUUACAGGCGAAGUUGAAACAAUUUAAACAAACCGUUCUUAAUAUGAUUUUAUAUGAUGAAAUAUACUUGAAUUCGCAUUGAAA
Messenger RNA from Ceratina calcarata, 613 nucleotides. RefSeq names its product reactive intermediate imine deaminase A homolog UK114 (gene UK114). Lineage: Eukaryota; Metazoa; Arthropoda; Insecta; Hymenoptera; Apidae. The transcript is spliced from 5 exons. The record is from RefSeq and is a predicted model, not a curated record. Gene Ontology annotation, cellular component: cytosol; mitochondrion. Gene Ontology annotation, molecular function: deaminase activity. Bases 104 to 556 code for a protein of 150 amino acids.